GUGUAUGGAGAAUCGGCAGCGGCAGUUGAGGCUGAGAGGUUGAGGGAGGAGGAGAGGCGAGAGAGGAAUGAGAGAGCAGUCAGAUGGGCCACAGAGCAAGGUCCAGCGACAACUCGAUCCAUCGGUUAUGCGCAGCAGUUGCCUGGCGAGCCGAUGCGGCAGGAGAGUGGAUGGGUUAUGCAGAAGUCUCCAUCGGCUGCAGAGGACAUGCCUACAACUUCAGAAGUUGAUGCUGCGUCAUCGUCCAUGAAGCCAGCUGAGUUCAAGACGUCGAUGAUGUCUCGCUGUUGCCAU
Messenger RNA from Perkinsus marinus ATCC 50983, 294 nucleotides. RefSeq lists its product as hypothetical. The transcript has a single exon. The annotation marks the transcript as partial. NCBI's taxonomy places the organism in Eukaryota, Perkinsozoa, Perkinsida, Perkinsidae. The record is from RefSeq and is a predicted model, not a curated record.